CUGUUCUCGUCAGAUUCAACCUGCGCUGCUGGGGAGUGGUGUUGACUAUAAUAUCUCGGAUUUUAUCGUUGUUGUUUUUUCUAAAAAAUAUCGUCUAGCAAGAAAGUGGUUUUUUUCGCACUCAUUCAUUGAAUGAAUUUGUACUAGUAAUUUCCAGUCGCGUAUUAACUACCGGUACAAUGAAAUUGUGGCUAAUACGGCUGGCUGUAUUCAUCGCGUGUGUGUUUGACCUUGCUGCCUCAGCCAACAAGCAACCAACAUGCCAACCAGAUGAUUUUCAUUAUCAGUUUACUGAGUGUGAUAGUGAUGGAGUAAGGUGGAGAGUGUCUGUACCGGACCCAGAUGCUUGCACUGGUGGUGCCCCGCCUCCUCCUGUCAGAGCACCUGACUGUGGAUUUUCUUGUGGACCUGGUGAAUAUUUAGAUGUAGAGGAUGAGACUGACCUGAGUUGUAAGAAAUGUCCUACUGGAACUUACUCUUUGGGUGGAGGUGUGCGAUAUCAAGACUGGUCACAACUACCAGUAGGCUUCUCAUUGUUGUCCGAGAGUGUGAGUGAUGGAUGGAUGGAAAGUAAAAGUAACUGCAACCAAUCCCAAUGGCACCCUAUGGGUAAUUUCAUUGCUUCUGCUGGAGAUGAUUGCUCAUCAAUGUUAUUAUAUACUGCUAACCUUAAGAAACCUGGCUCUGUUUCAUUUACUUACCAAUAUUCUGAUGACGAUACUAUAUUUCAUGUGUAUGCCCAGAAUGAUCAGUGUCAAACAUUGAAGGAUACGAAUGCUAAUAGAUGGCCCCAAGCUACUGGUGAUGGUGAAUGGAAGAAAAUAACAAUGUCACUGAAAUCUGGUUUGAAUGUCAUCUAUUGGAAGACAAUGGGAGUUGAUUUUGAGACUUCAUCAAGAAAGAAAAAAUCUAAACCUGUACUGAUUCGUGAAAUUGAAGUUAUGGGCAUUGCCUACACAUCUGAGUGCACCAAAUGUCCCAAUGGUACUUUCAGCAAAGAGGAAGGCUCCAUUUACUGUGAGCAGUGCCCAGAAAAUACUUUUUCAGAGAGUGGUCAAAGUGAGUGUAAACCUUGCCUUGCCAAACAGUAUUCAGCUGCUGGGGCUGCCGUUUGUAUUGAACGUAAACCAUGUACUGCCAAAGAUUAUUUUGAAGUACACGGUCCUUGUGAUGAAAACAAACAGACUCAGUUGAUGUACAAAUGGAUUGCACCCAAGAUAUGUAGUGAUGGUAAAGGUGCUGUAGCGUUACCGACAUCUGGUAAAAAAGAAGACUGCCCUCCUUGUAAUCCUGGCAUGAGUUUUUAUAACAACACUCAUUGUCAGUUCUGUCCAGAAAAUCAGUUCUCAAAUGGUGAAAACGCAUGCAAGACUUGCCCGGCUUCCACUGCUCCCAUAUAUGGUAUGGAAUUUAAAUGGUGGAAUACUAUGCCUCCAAACUUGGAUACAUCAUGCCUCAGUGUCUCAGAUUAUGGAUGUCCUGAAGAUGGUUUUGUCUUAUUUGGUGAUCACAUCCAGUCUUCUCAAGGUAGUGACGAUGACGCAUAUCUCAUACUGUCGCUACACACUGAUGGGUUCCGCAGUGCAUCAGCAGUCUACAAUGGCAAACCCGGUGAAGUUGGUCGUGUAACGUUUGUCUUUGAGUUGAUCUGUUCUGGAGACUGUGGGUUUUAUUUCAUGGAAGAAGACGAUCGGGAUUCAGAUGUGAUUGAAAGUUGGGAAAAAUCCAUGGAUAAAUUUGAAUACAGUUACUCAGUAACCAAGUCAGGGCCAAGAACAUUCAGUUGGGCAUUUCAGAAAACUAAUAACGAUGAUUAUAAACGUGAUGCAGUUGAUUACAGAGAUGAUAUGGCAAAAAUUUAUCUCAUUAAUGUUACCAAUACUGUAGAUGGAGGAGCUUCAGUGUGUAAACCAUGCCCCAGAGGCAGUGAUGUGAAAGGAUGUAUUCCGUGUCCACCAGGUCAUUAUAUUCCAAAUAAUAGCGACAAGUGUAAAGCAUGUCCUGCAGGGACAUAUAUUCAAGCCGGUAAUCCAUUUGUUGAAGAGUCAUGUUUGGAUUGUGGUCCUGGGACUACCAGUCAUAAUGGUACUGUGUGUGAAAGUGAUUGUCAUUAUAUCUCACCAACAACAGGCUCUGUCUAUGAUUUCUCACCUCUAAAGGAAUUUCGUAACAUAAUGAGUGCGCCAAGUUUCACUGCUAAAGGAACUCGAUAUUACCAUUUAUUCAAUGUCAGUCUAUGUGGUAAUCAUGGAAAUGGAAAAGCUGUGUGUAGAGAUAAUGUCACUUACUAUUCAGAGAACUCUGAGGACAAUGUGACGUCUAUGGUUUGCCGUUCUACUAUCAUACCAAGUGGCGAAAAUGAAGCGCCAAUGUCAGCUCAGCCUGUCAUUACCGAGGACAGAACUUUUAAUAAUAUCACAGUUUCUGGCUUUGAGAAAGACUCCAUUGAUCUACCGGAUAUCAAUUUCUAUUACAAUUCUGCUAUUUCAACUACAGCUUGCCCAAAUGGACGUUCCUCUGUCAUCAGUUUGCGCUGCGACAUCACAGCACCCGACAAUGGUGUGGUUGAGCUACCUACUGGCUGUCCCGAUGGUACUUGUGAUGGAUGCACGUUUCAUUUCUUGUGGAGGUCUCAUCUUGCCUGCCCUCUGUGUACGGAGAAUGAUUUUAAAUCCAUCGAAGAGAACUGCAAAGGAGGAAUCCAAACUAUUCACUAUGUUUGGAAGAAUCAACCAAAGAAUUGUCGUGAUGGUGCCUCCUUACCGGAUAAAGUUAACAAGAAGUGUCCCAUGCUGACAUUUGAAGCUCAAAUUGCUAUCACUGUUGCCGUAGGAUGUGCCGCUUUACUGAUUGCUCUCAUUGUUUACUUCUGGAAGAAAACCAGGAAACUGGAAUAUAAAUAUCAGCGAUUGGUUCAGUCAUCAAGUGGCAAAGAUGGAGAGCUACCCACUGUGGAUUCAUGUGCAGUUGAUGAAGGAGAUGAAGAUGAAGUCAUAUUCAAUGAUGGCCAAAGGAAAUCUGGUGGAUUAUUCAGUAAAUUUAAAUCAGCAGUCAGUAGUAAGGAUUCAGGCUUUCAGAAAAAGACAUUAAAAGAACUUGAAGAAGAUGAUCCAUUGGCCAUGUUUGAAUAA
This is a messenger RNA of Saccoglossus kowalevskii, 3131 nucleotides long. RefSeq names its product endosome/lysosome-associated apoptosis and autophagy regulator family member 2-like. Lineage: Eukaryota; Metazoa; Hemichordata; Enteropneusta; Harrimaniidae. The record is from RefSeq and is a predicted model, not a curated record. Gene Ontology annotation, cellular component: membrane.